Kwoniella botswanensis is the source of this 2451-nucleotide messenger RNA. RefSeq lists its product as uncharacterized. Bases 1 to 2451 code for a protein of 816 amino acids. The record is from RefSeq and is a predicted model, not a curated record. The transcript has 5 exons. Lineage: Eukaryota; Fungi; Basidiomycota; Tremellomycetes; Tremellales; Cryptococcaceae.
AUGACAACGAUACCGACCAAGAAUUUCUGUUUUUCACCUAUAUCCAGCAUUAGAUGUCUUGGUCUCAGCGAAUUGCAGUAUAUCGGUAUCUAUAUUCCUAGUGGUGUAUUGAUUUUGGUAGUGCUGGUUUUAUUGGUGGGCAUCUGGAAGAUACCGAGAUUAACGUUGAUCCUCCUCACUAGUGAGAUCCUGCUUUACAUGACCAUGACAACAUGGGACUUGACUGUACAUAUUAUUCCUCCAAGGUUAGAUACCAUCCGAACGGAAGAUACAGUCUUGGCACUCAUCUCACCCCUUCCACUCUUAUUCUUCCACCUUACACUCACCUCAUAUCUCCUCGAACUUCGUCCUUCUCUCCCUACCACCCUCCAAUCUCGAUCCAGUAUCAUACUCUUCGGUAUCCUUUUCGCCCCUCUUAUCCCUAUCUCAUUAGUGGCGGGCAUCUUACCAUCAUUCUUAUCUCUCAAUUACUUCAAAUCGAGAUCUGACGAGGUAUUCGUACGAUUCGCUAAACCGUCCGACGAAAGAUUAUUCGAUAUCUUCCUGUAUGUCGGUUCGAUAUCAUCUAUGGUAUAUAUCCUGAUAGUGAUUCUCUUGAGCUAUUUGGCUAAAUUUCAUAAUCCAAAUGAUCGAAAAAGGAAUAUAGUUAUCUAUAUCUUAAUUGGAGGAAUGAUAUUGGCUAAUGUAGAAAUUGGAUUAUCCCUCUUAAGAUCUCAAACAUUCAUUAUACUCCUUUCUAGACGGACGGUCCUCCUGGUAUCGAGAGUAUGUUUAACAAUAGGGUUCUUGAUAUGGUACAGAUUAAAGACAAUAUCCGAUCUGGUCGAAGGGAAGAGGAAGAAGAAAGGGAGAGAUACGAUCAAUACGUUUGGUACACCCGCUUCUACCUUUGGUAUUGGUUCUGCUCCGAAUAAAUCACUGGUACAGAGGAAGACAACGUCUGCCACGAAAAGUUUACAAAGGACAAAAUUGCAAAUUGGCAAUCCGAUAGAAGGAACUUUCCAAAAGUUGACUAUUGAUGGGAAUGGGGUAGAUGGAUUGCCAAGUGCGAAAUUUGGUAUGGGAAUGAUAGCUUCGCAAAUUGCUGGGAUUGGAAAUCCUAUGAUUGUGGGGGUACAGCGAGGGAAGGUUGAGAAGGUUGUUGUGAAGAGGCCCACCAGACGACCACCCGUCCUAUCAUUCACACCAUCCACAUUCACCCAAUCAUCCCUCGACGCACUUGUAUCCCGCUCUCACCCGAGUGACCCAGAAUCGAUUCAACCUAAUACGGCCAUCAGUCGAUCAACCACCUCAGCCAAGAAGAACGUAGGAUCCAUCUACCGACCGGAUCGAAUCAGCGUGGACGAAAGUGAUCUGGCUCUGUGGCCUCCGCCAAGCAUGAUAGAAAGUCAAAAUCAAAUUUACAAUCAGCAUUACGAUAUGGAUAUCAAGCCAGGCUCUAACGUGGCUCCAUCUAGCAAUAUCCGACCACCUAAAAUGCCCAGGAACAACUCCAUCAAACGUAAGGCCGUUCCAAUGCCGGAUAACCAACCAUCAAGGAGGAUAAGUAAUUAUUUCUCUUCCCUUCGAUCUCCUCAACGUCCACCUGGCCAAUCUCAACCACAACCACAACCACAAUUACAACGGGGAGUGGGGAAAAUGUCUGUCCAACCUGAGAUUCAACAAUUGGAUGGUCAGACCAGAGUCAGAUCUGGUACAGCUACCGAACGAGGUAUAUGGUUUUCCAAAUCUACGACACUUUCGGCAGUGGAUAGACCAUCGUUAGUAUAUAGAAGAUCGACUGAUCCAUCUCAGACUAUAUACCCUUCUCCCACUGCUUCAUCGACAUUGGAGGGACCUUCACUCACUCCUUCUCCUCCGAGUGGUCGCGAAGCCUCAAGAGAAAAUCAACAUCUAGAAGAAGAUACGAGUGGAGUGAUCCAACAAUCACAGCUACAUCAUAAUCAGAAUCAGUACUCUAUCACCUCCAUGUACAGUAACAAUCAAACUAUCCAUACUUACUCUUCGUCAACCAGUAAAGAUCUUUUCUAUAAUCCACCUAGGAGAUCGACGUCGAUUGAAUCGAGAUUGAGUCCGACUAAACCAUCUCCUUCACCACCGAACGAUCCUGCAAUACCCUGCCAGACCACUAGCAGUGAUGUCAGAGGUAGACAAUCGGAAUUACAAACUGUCCUAGCUCGUCUUAGGAAAUUACGUAGAGAAACAGGAUUGAAUAGUGAAUUGGAUGUGGAAUUACAGUCAGAACGAGAAGGAGAAUCGUCAGUCUAUGAGAUCGAUCUGAAAACCAAACCGUGGAUGAGGGAUAAAGGUAGUAUAGCGACUGGAACAAAAUCGUUAGAUAGUGAUUAUACGUUUGACGAAGACGAUGAUGCUAUAAGUGAGAAUUUGACACCGGUCGCUGAGAUUAGGUUGGUAAAUACUGGAAGGAGGAAUUAUGGUGGGGUUGUUUAG